Messenger RNA from Antrostomus carolinensis (chuck-will's-widow), 942 nucleotides. It is a transcript of the gene TOR3A, whose product is annotated as torsin family 3 member A. The coding region runs from base 1 to 942 and encodes 313 amino acids. Gene Ontology annotation, molecular function: ATP binding; ATP hydrolysis activity. Gene Ontology annotation, cellular component: nuclear envelope; endoplasmic reticulum lumen. The transcript is spliced from 7 exons. The record is from RefSeq and is a predicted model, not a curated record. Lineage: Eukaryota; Metazoa; Chordata; Aves; Caprimulgiformes; Caprimulgidae.
AUGGAUGUUGGCAUUUCCCUGUCCAACGGGUACAGCCUGGAGUAUAAAAUCCUGAUUGCAAGGUGUUACCUCUUCGGCAAGUGCUGCGAGACAGGAGACUGCAGGGUGGUCAACAAUAUCACAGGGCUGGAGGCAGACCUCAAUGGGCAGCUCCACGGGCAGCACUUGGCUAAAGAAGUUGUCAUCCGAGCGGUGCAAGAGUUCCUGCAGAGCCCGCGGCCAGAGAAGGCUCUGGUCCUCUCCUUCCAUGGCUGGUCCGGCACAGGCAAGAACUUUGUGGCCCGGAUGCUGGCAAGUCACCUGUACCGGGACGGACCGAAGAGCGAGUGUGUCAGGGUGUUCAUCUCGCUCUUCCACUUCCCCCAUCACAAGUACGUGGACUCGUACAAGGAUCAGCUGAAGAAGCAGCUAACCGAGACUGUGCAGCUCUGCAAGCAGUCCCUCUUCAUCUUCGAUGAGGCAGAGAAACUUCACUUCAGCCUCCUGGAUGCCAUCAAGCCUUUCAUGGCUCGCUAUGACAACAGGGACCAGGUGGAUUACCGGAGAUCCAUCUUCCUCUUCCUCAGCAAUCUUGGUGGCAACACCAUCAAUGAGGUGACGCUGGAUUUCUGGCGAGCCGGCCGGGCGCGGGAGGAGAUCUCCGUGGAGUUCCUGGAGCAGCGGCUGUGGCGGGAGCUGCAGGAACCUGCAGAGAACGGUUAUGCCCGCAGCCACCUCCUGGAAGAGAACCUCAUCGAUUUCUUCGUGCCGUUCCUGCCCCUGGAGUACCACCACGUGAAGCUCUGCGCGCGGGAUGCUUUCCUGGCCCGUGGACUUCCGUACACCGAGGCAGCCCUCGACGAGGUGGCCAGGACGAUGGUAUUUGUCCCCAGAGAGGAGAAGCUUUUCUCUGCACAGGGCUGUAAAUCUGUAUCCCAGCGCAUCAAUUACUUCCUUCCUUGA